This is a messenger RNA of Lachancea fermentati, 591 nucleotides long. The record is from the annotation of a GenBank genome assembly. Lineage: Eukaryota; Fungi; Ascomycota; Saccharomycetes; Saccharomycetales; Saccharomycetaceae.
AUGAUAGCUUCGACAUUUACUCUAAGUAUAGUGCUGAUUUUGACGCUAAGAUUAUUUCAAUGGUUAGCUGCAUAUCAAGAGGCAGUUGUAGACUUUAUUUGGUGUCGGUCGCAUGCCACUAAAUUACAAACCUUGACAGUUAAGCGUAAGGAAUUGCACCGCGAACAACAAUCAGUCAGUGCUCAAGACCAGUAUGCCCGUUGGACAAAGCUCAACCGCCAAAUUUCUCAACUAGAUACUGAAAUUACAAAUGUCACUUCUCAGUUGGUCAAACAGAGGCAAUCGGGUAUACAGGUUCUAUCUCGUUUGCGUCUUCUACUGUUUACCAUUCCCCUAACUGUUUUGAAGUUUUGGAAAGGGAAGCUUCCCGUGUUUUCACUGCCUAGUGAUCUGUUUCCACAUAUGCUUAAAGGUAUCAUGUCUCAGGGUUGGGCAGCAGCUGCACUUGGUCCAAUCCGCUAUGUGUUGAAAGGCCCUGUUCAAGUGACAGAGAUGCACAUAGAGACAACCGUCUGCCUGGCCAUUUGGCUAUGGGCCCUCACCAGAGUAAUUGAUACAACUGAAUUUGUUGUACGUAAUCUAUGCAAUUAG